AUGCCCGGCUUCGACUUCUCCAACUACAACCGCAAUGCGGCCCUCCACGCCCGAGGAGUCCCUCUGCCAAAGGCCACCAGUACUGGAACAACCAUUGUUGGAUGCAUAUUUGAUGGCGGUGUGGUGAUCGCAGCCGAUACUCGAGCCACAUCCGGCCCCAUCGUCGCCGACAAGAACUGUGAGAAGCUUCACUACAUCUCACCUCAGAUUUGGUGCGCUGGCGCCGGCACAGCCGCCGACACCGAGUUCACCACCGCCCUCAUCUCCUCCCAGCUCGAGCUGCACUCCCUCUCCACCGGCCGCAAGCCCCGCGUCGUCACCUGCAUGACCCUCCUGAAGCAGCACCUCUUCCGCUACCAGGGAUACAUCGGCGCCUACCUCGUCGUCGCCGGUGUCGAUCCCACCGGCACCCACCUCUUCACCGUUCACGCCCACGGUAGCACCGACAAGCUCCCCUACGUCACCAUGGGCAGUGGUAGCUUGGCCGCCAUGAGCGUCUUCGAGACCCAGUGGAAGCCCGACCUCAGCCAGGAGGAGGCGGUGAAGCUGGCCAGCGACGCCAUCCUGGCGGGUAUCUGGAACGAUCUGGGCUCUGGUUCCAACGUGGAUGUGGCCAUCAUUACCAAGGAGAAGACGACAUUGAAGAGAAACUACAUCAAGCCCAACGAAAAGGAGCCCAAGCUGCAGAGUUACGCCUUCCCCAAGGGCACGACAGCCGUGCUGAACGAGAAGAUCAUUACCAAGAACGAGAUUGGACGGUACGUUAGCGUGGAAGAGGUGCCUCUUGACGACUCAAAGAUGGAUGUCGACACCUAA
Molecule: messenger RNA, 816 nt
Organism: Fusarium keratoplasticum
Lineage: Eukaryota; Fungi; Ascomycota; Sordariomycetes; Hypocreales; Nectriaceae
Product: Proteasome endopeptidase complex
Exons: 2
Coding region: 1-816 (271 amino acids)
Cellular component (GO): proteasome core complex
Molecular function (GO): threonine-type endopeptidase activity
Source: RefSeq, a predicted model, not a curated record